GUCGACGCAACCUCCCCUUCCUCCUCCUCGUCUAGCAGCAGCAGCAGCAGCCGCCGCGUAGUGAAGAACCAGUGGGACAUCAACAGCGCGGCCCCCGAGUCGGAGGAAGAGGAGGAGGGCGGCGGGGGGAGUCGCGGCAGACCCCAGCCACCGCCUGGUUCCUUCAGUGCUCCUGCCCCAGUCGGCGAGCCGCCCCUGCAGCAGCCGGAGCCUUUUCCGUCGCAGGUGCCAGCCGAGGAGCCGGACUUGGUGAUCGAGGUGUCCGGGCGGCGGAUCCGGGCGCACAAGGCGGUGCUGGCGGCCAAGAGCGACUAUUUCCGCGCGCGCUACUCGCGGGACAUCCUGCGCGUGAAGGGGGUGAGCUACGGAGCGCUGCGCCUGCUGCUGGAAUACGUCUACACGGCGCGCAUGGGAGAGGUGCGGCACGAUAACCUGGCUGAGGUGGUGAGCGGCGCCCGCGUGCUCCAGAUGCCAUGCGCUCUGCACUGCGCUGCCGAGGCCAUGCGGGCCCAGCUCAGCCUCGAGAACUGCUACCAGCUCCUCUGCCUGGCCAAGAAGCAGCGGCUGGCGGAGCUGCGGGAGGCCGCCUACCGCUUCAUGAGCGACCACUACCUGCAGGUGUUGCGCGAGCCCUCCGUCUACGGCCGCCUCAGCGGAGCCGAGCGGGACCUCAUCCUGCAGCGCCGCCUGGAGGCCGGCAAGGCCUGCCUGCUGGUGGCCGAGGUGAGCGACGCCUUCGAGAGGCUCAGCGCGGGGAGCCGCCCGCAGAGCCGUGAGAGCAGCCGCCCGCAGAGCCCUUCUUCCGUGGUGUCCUUGGAGGAGAGCAGCUCCCUGCUUUACAGCUACCAGGAGGGGGCCCAGGAGUGGCGGGUUCUCACCCGCUUACCCGAGGAGGCCAACGCCAAGGGGUGCGCCAUGUGCGUCCUGUACAACUACCUUUUCUUAGCAGGUGGACUCUGCACCAGCCCUGGAGACCAGCGGCCCAAGCUGUCGGACAAGGUUUUCUGCUACAACCCCUUGACUGAUACCUGGAGCCAGGUGAAACCAAUGGGGCAGCCUCGCUCUCAGCUGAAGCUCCUGGCCCUGGACGGUUACCUCUACGCAGUAGGGGGGGAAUGCCUCUUUACAGUUGAGAAGUAUGACCCGCGGGCAGAUCGGUGGAGCCCAGUGGCCCCUUUGCCCAAGGGUGCUUUUGCUGUGGCUCACGAGGCUACCACCUGCAAUGGGGAGAUCUAUGUGUCAGGGGGGUCCCUUUUCUACCGUCUCCUCAAGUAUGACCCCAAGCGGGAUGAGUGGCAGGAGUGUCCUUACAACAGCAGCCGGCGGCGGUCUGCUGACAUGGUGGCCUACAAGAGCUUCAUUUACCGCUUUGAUGUGAGCAGCAGUCGCGGGGAGCAAGGGCAGGGGGGCGGCGUGGAAGUCUUCCAGUACAACACGGUGGCCAAGCACUGGCGUCAGUGCGCGUCCUUCCGCCCCACUGGCAGCCCAGUGCAACCAUUUCGCUGUGCUGCAUUGGGCAGCACCAUCUAUUGUGUCAACCGGACUGGGAUGUUGAGCUUUAACCUGUCUCAGAAUGGUGAGGUGGAAGCCGAUGGGGGACUUAAAGGCACCUUUGACACAGAACUGCUCAAAGCCCCAUUUGAUUCUAAAGGUCUCCUCCUCCCAUUUGUGCUUAUCCUCCCCGAGAAAGAGAAAAUUGGGGAGCCAGGGAGUCCUCUAACAUUGUGAGAGCUGACCUGGUAUUGGGAUCACUGCCUAGCAUGCAAUUUGUCUCUCUGCUCUGACCCCCUUUAUCGAUGUCAACAGCAUAGGGCUUUUACUGAAGCGUGGAUGAAGGCAGGCGCAAGCUCUCCAGUCUUGGGUGGUAACGAUGGUUGGGCUCCAGAGGCAAUAUAAGUAGUGGAAGCUAAUCCAAGGUGGAAAGGCACCAGUACAUAACACCUCCUUUGAGGGUGUAGAAGCAAAUAGGAGACGAUUGUCAGACGUGUCUUUAAUUCAUGCAUGCAUGCGCCACUGUGGGGAAUUGUGUUCCACCUAAAGUGUUGACUAGCUGUUCAAAGACUUCCUUGCUGUACUUCAUGUAGGAAAGAAUUCAUCUCUUGGCACUCAUGUAAACCAGCCAGUGAAAAGCUGCUAAAACAGAUUUAAUUGUAGAACCAUAUUUGCACCCCUUUCCAAUCUAGAAGUAUGUUGGAUCUGUGUAAAAUGGUGGAAACAACCAAUUUUUAAAGGAAUUUCAAUUAUGGCAGUGCUUUCUUUAUACAUACAAAUUUUUGAAAGAAGAUUCUUCUAGGCCGCUUCUGCUUGGUUUUCUUGCUCCUGGAUGCAAGUAGUACUUAGAGGCCACAGGAAGACAAGGUGGGAAGGGAUCAGUAUGCCAUUUAGGAAGUUUAAUAGGCAAAAACAAUACUUGUAUGAAAAAGCAAUAGGCAAUCAUCCAGGUCCUAAUUUUUUUGUUGUUUUUGUUAAGUUCAGUAGAAUCUUUAUUGAAGACAUGGCAUUGUGCAGCCUCAGGAAGUUGCAACAAUAGUGGAUGAUUUAACAGAAGCAAAACCUAAGGCUUGAAACAAGUAACAUUUCUCCCAUUUGUAUAUAUUGGGGGAAAAAAGGAAAGUAAAAAAGAAGCACCAAUGCAUCUAUUCAGUUCUGGUUUUGCUUUUUUUUAACAUGCAACUUUUUUGGACAAGAUUGAUUAGAAAUAUAUAAUCAGUUUUAGUCUUAACAUACACUGGUGUUUUUUAAACACAGUUUUGCACUGUAACCUACAUAUUCAAAUCUUUACAAAUUGGCAGGAAUGAACAUACUAUAAAAUUUCAAUAAGGGAGAUUUUUGUUUGCAUAAGAUUACUAUUGUUAUCUGCAGAUCAGUACUUAUCAAGGUAAACCAACUGCAACUUACUUGAAAUGUAUUGAAAGGCUUCGCUUUUUUGUCCAGAAUCUUUUAAUAAGAAUUUCUUCUUCUGUGGUUCAAAUAAAAAAAUGAGUAGUUUUUAAGCCAGCUGAUUUCCAUUUUGCACUGGUAGUGCACUGGAUUGUAAAUGAGAGCGGUUUUAUUAUAGUUAAUAAUUCACUAGUCAAGUUCAUUAUAUACAGAGGUCAUAUCCUUUUUCUUCUUAAAUCCUUUGUUGAGUCAUUGCUUACUAAGUAGCCCAUUUUGAGAAAGAAAGUAUCAACCUUCAUACUUGUAGGCAUCUGGAACUGAAAUAUUUUCAGUUAAUUCAUCUUUAUUUAAUUCGAUCAGCUGCCUUCCAAAGUGCUGCCCCAAUUAAUUUUUCAAAUUAUCAGUAGCACAGCUGACCAUUCAUAUCCAGUCAUUGAUUGGGCUCACAUGCCGUGCUGAGCCAUACUUUGAGUAAUCAUGGUUGGUUGGCUAAGUCACAAUUGCUUUGGUUCACAGACCAUACUAAGACCUAAACUGGUGCGCACAUUGUAAUGAUUAGGUUUACAUAUCAUGGUAAGCCAGAACCAAGCAAUUCAUAUUAUGACUUAGUACAUUCUGUUUUUAUUAAUUUUUAUUUCUUACAAUAAAGAAAAAACUACAACAAAGCCCAAACAAAAAAUUAUAGAAAGACAGAAGAUUCAUAUAUGUAUAUGUGUGUAUGUAAAUUAAACCUUGAUCACACACAGAAGUAUUAAAUCUGACUUUAUGUCAAUAUAGGACAAGUUCAUAGGCAGAGUGUAAAUGUGCUCCAUCAAUCCAUGUUUUAAAACUGGCAUGAGAGAGUCUGUCCACAGAAAGAAAACCAUUUUUAAAUUUUUUUUUGCAGUAGUCCAUGCCUGAUAAAUUCAGUUUUUCAUAGGUUGUUAAAUUCCAUAUUUUGGAUAUAUGGUUAAACAUUACAUUAAAAGCUUUGAAUCUUACUUUUCUUCCCAAUGCUCUAUUAAAAUAUUUAUUAAUGCUAAACCAAAAAGGGAUCACUUGGUAUCUCUUCCACUGUUUUACAGAUCCAGCAUACUGAGGAUGAAAUCCAACCCUUACUUAACAUGACUUAGUAUGUCUCCAGCCAUGGACUGGUUUUGAAAGUCCCCUCAGGUUCAUAAGCAGCUUGCCCUGAGCAUGGGGGAAGAGGCUUGCUGGCUUUGGGGUGGGGUGGGGUGGGGUAACAACCUAACUAGGAAGUGAUAAUAUGUAUUGCAUUGUUGCAAUACAAACUCUGCCCCUUACAUAUUUUGCAAGUUAUGUUACAGUGCAAGCAUGAAAGGGCAGAAUCUGUCUUAUAAUGCCCUGAAAUAUGGAUCAUUCUCUUGGGAUCAUUGUGAUUAGGAAUGCCUGUGCAUUCUCCCAUUUACAGUAUCGUUAAGGUCUUUUAGUUUUUAAACACGGAAUUUUGUGGACUUCAUUGUGUAGGUACUCAUAAACAAACUGCCCAAAUUUGGGUUUGCAUAUUUCCAAAAGAGUGUCACAGAAAUUGAUUAAUCCCAAUUUUUUAAAAGGUGGAAAAUUUAAUUCUUAAAUCUGUUUUUCAUUCUAUCUCCCUUGAAGGACUUUGCUUCUCUUUUUAUCUUUACCCAGGUGCAGUUUGGCUAGAAGGAGACUCAGGAGCUCAGCCCUAGUGACUAAGGGAGGUUUUGAACCAAUAUGCUUUCCUCUAAGCUCAUGCUAAAUAUUCAGCCACAAUAGUUUUAAAUCUUUCAGCAUGAAUUCUGCUAUUCGGCUCUUAAGCUUUCAAAUAACAGAUCACUAAAAGGGUGCAUUUAUUUUAGUCAUAGGAUUUCCUACAAAACUGACUACUUUAUAUAACAUACUAACUCAAAAAAACUGAUGUUAGGGUUGGAGUGUUGCACCUGCGGCAUUGAUGUAUGAGGAUUUUUGGUAUGCUUCACCCUCUGCUCCCUGGGACCUUCUCCAAUGUGUAUGCCUGCAGUGCAGUGGAACAGUAGAGAUGUGAGAAAUCUUUCUAGACUUCUCGCAUUCUUCUUUUGCUGUCCCCAAGGCUCGACAGCUUCGUGGAAGGAAGGAGAGAACAGGGAGAUGGGAUGGGAACCUUACUCUAAUUUUAGCAUAUGGAGAUGGGAAAAGAAUAUACAGUGCAUAAAGGGUACUAGGUCCAAGAUCUUUACUGAUGAUAAUUCAGGGCAGAUUUGACCUUGAUGCUGGAAGGAGCUAUUUAAAGCACAUAAUUUAAUUUCAGAGAAGGGCUGUAGAAAAUAUUUGAUUAAAAUACUCACUUUUUAGCAAGAUGCCAAGGUUAUAAUUUAUGAUUUCCAAAGGAAGCCAGUAAUUCCUAUAAUAAAAGGUAUCAGGAGUGAAAAUCAAAAUAUUAAUUUACAUUCACUGUGGUUUUUUUUAAUAAUGAAACACUUUUUAAAUUGAUAUCACAGUUGUGAAAUGUUUAGAUACACAUGUUAUUUUUUAAAGCAGAUAGAUAUGACAGGAUAUCUAUUAAAACUGGUGAAUGUGAAAUUUAAAACUUCAAACGACCUUUUCUAAGAUGAUUAUAGUUUAUAUAUUUCUCUGCAAUCUCAGAGUUUAGGACCAAGCCAUGACAGCAUUGAGUAAUAAGUUUGCUUGUUUACUGUUUAGAUUUUAGAUUUCCUUACCGAUCAAUAUGGUUUACUCACAACCUUUCUCCUUGAUUAAAUAAAUAAAUAAAUAAAUAAAUAAAUAAAUAAAUAAAUAAAAUGCAUGUUAGAAUGCAGUGGAACUUACUAAGUUUUAUUGCGCUAAUUUUAGUUAUCACAUCCCUCAGGUUCUUUUUAAUCCUGAUCCAGUCCUGCAUUUGACACUGUCUGCAGGAAACUCUGCUUCCUUCUCAUCCUUUUCUUUUGUCAGGCUUUUCUAGUUUUAACAUGGUAAGGAGGUGGGAAGCUGAAUUGUAUGCCUAACUAGGUGUAAAUGACUAUUUGGAAAAAAACCCCAAAUAUUUCAAGAGUGAAGUAUAACCUCUGUCAGAAAAAGACUGGAUAUGUAUCUAUAGAGGCAUCUCUAAUUCAGUUUAAAAUGCUCUGAAUUAACUCACAUACUAUUCCAUACACAAAUAAAAGAAGAAGAAAGUACGUUUAGAUAAACUGAGCUCUGUCUUGCUGCACACUUCAAGGAACAAAUGAUGAAAUACAGUUUCCUGAGUAUUUCAACAUUUUGUUUGAGACAGCAUUUUUAUAAACGUUUAUAAUGAAUAAGCUAAACCUUCCAGUUCUAUUUUACCUGUUUAACUGGGUAGUAUCUUUAAAUUCUGUACAAAGUCAGUGUAACUAUUUCAUUUCAUUAAUGUCUCAUGAGGGUUCCAGAAAACAUCCUUCCUCUGCCUGCUAAUUAUCUUCCUAUACCUCAAAGAGUUUGCAAGUAAUUUGAUGCAGAGAAUGCUGGCUUCCAUCCUAUUAAGCAAGGACAUUUCUAUUACUGCAGUGACAUUUCCCAUUUCUCUCCUCUGCAGUACUGUGCCCCAGAUCUGCUCCAGUGUGUCCCUCAGAACUCCGGAGCAAAUUUGAGAGUGGAAUUGUGGAAGGUAGAGUGAAAGUAUUAGAAUUGUGUAAAAUUAUGCAACUGAAUCUAGUCUGUUAUUAAGCAGAUUGGAGGAAAUGUUGACAAGUACUAUUUAUAUUUCUACUCUUUCACAUAUAUAAAUCUUAAAUUCUACAAUACUAGCAUAAUUGUGUUCUUGAAUUCAAAGUUUAAGCACAGUUGAGUAUUUCCAGGGCCAUAAUCUGCACUUAAUUACUAGCCAUUUCACUUCAUUUCCUUUAUGUGAGGCCUACAUAAUCAUACCCAUAUGAUUGAUUCUUCUGGCAACAUAUGGGAUACUUCUAAAUUGAUUUCCUGCUCAGUGCCUUUCAUUUUUUUCAUGCAAAGAUUCCAAAUCAGGCCUGUGGCAUCAUUAAUUUUUCAACACUAAGUUGGUUAAAUGAAUAGCCAGCAAGUUUUUACACCAUGCAUUACAAGUAAAUGGAAAUUGGACUGAAUGAUUACACUGAAGGCGUUUUGUUUUAUACAAAUCCUAUUUGUUCCAUGAAGUCUUUCAAAGAAGCAGCUGGGAAAGGAUUGAUCCAGUGUCUGAAGUACAAAAGUUUGCAUUCAUAAAAUGAGAAUGAUGCUGAUCAUACCUGUCCAGUGAAUCAAAUUGAGUAUGCACAAUGAGUUCAUAAAUGAACACCUGAUACAAUUUCAACUGCUUAAAAAGAAUAAAUUAUUCCUAUAAAA
Molecule: messenger RNA, 7137 nt
Organism: Python bivittatus (Burmese python)
Lineage: Eukaryota; Metazoa; Chordata; Lepidosauria; Squamata; Pythonidae
Source: RefSeq, a predicted model, not a curated record